Pseudopodoces humilis (Tibetan ground-tit) is the source of this 741-nucleotide messenger RNA. The record is from RefSeq and is a predicted model, not a curated record. Lineage: Eukaryota; Metazoa; Chordata; Aves; Passeriformes; Paridae.
AUGCUCAGCAUCCCUAACCGGAUUUGGGGAUUUGCACGGGGUGGGAACAGAGGCAGAAAUCCCCUCGUGGGAUUGGAUCUCCGUGCAGGAGUGAUGGCUCCUCAGCACCUCCCCAGCAGAUUGGGCAGGAAUGGAGCGCCCUGCACUUGGCACCUCCUGGAAGAGUGUGCCAGGGAUGUGUGGGAGUGCUGGAGCCUUGUCACAGGGCUCACUUCCAUUGUCUGCACACUGCCUGCUGCAAUUGUCACUGCUGCUUAUUAUGUGAGCAAGGACCUAAUUAUGAUUUCACAAUUUGUUUACUGUAUGCUCAGGAGUCAGAAGGUAACAAAAUGCAGCCCCAGCCUGAGGAAUUUGGGCACAGCCUGGAUUGUGGGGUGUGGAGCUCUGAGUGUCACUGCCCUCUGUCAGCUGCUCCUCAGGAACCAGCAGCACAACCCAAACUCUCCUGAUCUGAUUGAAAUGCCAGGUUUCAUUUGUGUGUGUGUCCUGGGCAGCAGAUUCCCCCAGCUCCAUAAAAACAUUUGUGUUUGGUUCCAGAGAGGAUGCACAGAAGGAGCCUUUUACCUUCUCUUUGCCUUGGUCAUGAUGGGAAACUGCACCUGUGGACUGAGCCUUGUUCUAAAGAUGCCAAAACCUGAAUCCUCCUGGGUGCUCUGCUUUGUUCACCUCCUUCCCUGGCUCAUUGGGAGCUUUGGAGUUUUGUUCCUUGACAUUUUUUUAUCAUCUUCCUGUUACAGCUAA